Molecule: messenger RNA, 2608 nt
Organism: Coregonus clupeaformis (lake whitefish)
Lineage: Eukaryota; Metazoa; Chordata; Actinopteri; Salmoniformes; Salmonidae
Gene: kif9
Product: kinesin family member 9
Exons: 21
Coding region: 136-2526 (796 amino acids)
Biological process (GO): mitotic spindle organization; microtubule-based movement
Molecular function (GO): microtubule motor activity; ATP binding; microtubule binding
Source: RefSeq, a predicted model, not a curated record
CGUUUCCAUGACAAUAGACGUCAACAUAUGGGAACAUGUUGAUUUCGUGGAUACAAGCCACUAAACAGCUGAUUAAUUUACUAGCUAGAAAAACACGUUUGAUGUUUACAAAUUAGCAAAAAAUACGGAAAUGCCAUGAUGAUUGCCCAUGUCGGCAGUGAAGUGAGGGUGUUUAUUCGAAGCCGACCGACUGCAAAUUUUGCUCAAGAGCUCAUUCAAUACCUACCUGACGGACAGACAGUGAGUGUCCACCAGAGGAAGGACUCCAGGAAGGGAGUGGUGAACAACCAGCUGAGCUCCUGGUCGUUCCGGCUGGACGGGGUGCUGCAUGAUGUGUCCCAGGAGGAGGUAUAUGGCCGCGUUGGGCGAGGGGUGGUGCUGGGAGCCCUGGAGGGGUACAACGGCACUGUGAUGUGUUUUGGGCAGACGGGGGCAGGAAAGACGUACACCAUGACUGGAGCCACAGAGAGUUACAAACAGAGAGGGAUCAUUCCUCGGGCCCUACAGGAGGUGUUCCAUGAGGUGGAGCAGCGUUUGGACCACACCUUCAGUGUCCACUUGUCCUUCCUGGAGAUCUACAAUGAGACUCUGGUGGAUCUGCUGGCAUCUGUACGGGGUUGCCCAAGGGUAGGGCCAGGGGGCAUGGUGGUGGUGGAGGAGGCAGGGGGAGGGGUAUCAGUCAGGGGGCUGUCCCUGCACCCCGUCCACAGCGAGGAGGAGGCCCUUAACCUGCUCUUUGAGGGAGAGAUGCAUCGCAUCAUCGGAGCUCAUGCCCUGAACAAGAACUCCUCCAGAUCUCACUGCAUUCUCACUGUCCACAUUGAGUCUCGCUCCCGUACUCUGUCUGAUGCAAAGUAUGUCACUUCCAAGCUGAAUCUGGUGGACUUAGCCGGGUCAGAAAGGCUGGGCAAAACCGGAUCUGAGGGCCAGGUGCUGAAGGAGGCCAUGUACAUCAACAAGUCCCUGUUGUUCCUGGAGCAGGCCAUCCUAGCCCUGGCAGACCGACGCAGGGACCACGUCCCCUUCAGACAGACCAAACUCACCCACGCCCUCAAGGACUCAUUAGGUGGGAACUGCAACACAGUGCUGGUGGCCAACAUCUAUGGAGAGGCUUCUCAGAUAGAAGAGACACUGUCCACACUGCGCUUCGCCAGCAGGAUGAAGUGUGUACAGAUGGCCCCUGCCGUCAACGAACACACCGACCCUGUGCUCCAGGUCAGGAAGCUGGAGAAGGAGAUCCAGCUGCUGAAACAGGAGCUGUGCAUUCACAACACACUGGCUAACCGCAUGGGCAUGUCCUACGACACGCUGUCAGAGACCCAGGUUGCAGAGAUCCAGAGUCAGGUGCAGAGGUAUCUGGAGGGCAGCCUGGACGAGAUCAAUAUUGUGAGCAUCAGGCAGAUCCAGGAAGUGUUUGCCCAGUUCAAGCAGGCUAUGCAGCAGCAGGAGCAGAAGGUGAAGGCCCAGCUGUGUCAGAACUACACCCUGGUGGAGAAAGCCCAGAGUACAGCUGCCUCCACUGCAGCCAAGUCACGGGGCUCCCAAGGCACGGUGGGCAUGGUGGAGGGCCAUGGGUUUGGGGUGGGGGUGGCGGCUCCAUCAGAGAGGCACAUUCGGCCCCUGUCUCCAGGCAGGACCAAAUCCAUUAAGACUAAAGAGCUAGCAAGCCAGGGGAGGAAGGAGGCUGUGGAAGGAAGGAGUCCUGGUCCAGGGAAGCCAGUGGAAUCUGUGAACCCGGUCCAAAGAGACCGUGAGGGCCGCGAGCAUGACCCACAGAGCCAGGAGCCUCAAGGACCACAGGAACCCCUUAGGCCUGACUCCCCUCCCCCUAAGGCAGAGGCCUUUGAGGACUUCAAGGCAGAGCGGGGCAGCGAGAUCAACCGCAUCCUGAAGGAGAACAAGUUGGUGCUGCUGGAGCGCCGCGCCCGCCUCCGGGAGCUGACAGAGGGUGUGAACACGGCCAAGAGAGAGAUUGACAGCACCAGCACCGCUCUGCGCCAGUGGAGAGACAAGAGACAGAGCCAGGGUCAGUUUGUAAGUGCGGAAGGGGUUCCAGUGCUGGACGAGGCAGAGCUGUCUCUGGUCCUGCGUCUGAGGGAGUUGAAGACUCAGUACCGGCAGCAGUACGAGGAGCUGUGCGGCACCAAGGCAGAGGUCAGCUACUGCCAGCACCUAGUGGACCAAUGCAGGACGCGCCUACUGACCGAGUUUGAGAGCUGGUACAAUGAGUCUUUCCUGCUUCCUGAGGAGGUGCAGGCCAUGCUGAGAUCUGGAGCACCCAUCAGGCCUGGACUGGUACCUGUGUACAAGGCACUGGCACUGGAGGAGGAUGAGCAGGAGCACUUUGAGCGUCUGCGCUAUGAGCUGCUAGCAGACAGUCCCAGUGCCAUCUCCUUCUACAAUGCUCAGAACAGGACUGUACAGAGGAGGAACUACAGCAAGGCCAUGUCUCAGGCGCCAGUCCAGAAAACUACACCCAGGGGCUCUGGGAGAACCAAACUGCCUGCCAUUCUCUCCGUCAUCUGAAGGAGAACUGCUUGACUCUAUCCAUUUCACCAAUAAUUAUUGCCUCGUAGUUGUCCUGAAUAAAGACACACUGGCAACCUAA